Prinia subflava (tawny-flanked prinia) is the source of this 4109-nucleotide messenger RNA. It is a transcript of the gene UBE2W, whose product is annotated as ubiquitin conjugating enzyme E2 W. NCBI's taxonomy places the organism in Eukaryota, Metazoa, Chordata, Aves, Passeriformes, Cisticolidae. The transcript is spliced from 6 exons. The record is from RefSeq and is a predicted model, not a curated record. Bases 487 to 1035 code for a protein of 182 amino acids.
GCCCGGGGCGCGGGGAAAGAGGCGCCUCAGGGAAGCGUCUGGCAGCGAUGCCGCCGCUCCCUGGGCAGGCGAGGGAAGGGCGAAGGGAUCCCUGUUCCCCCGGGACUCGGGGAGGGCCGUAGCUUCGCUGGGCGCCGUGGGAAUGUGUAUCACACCGUGCGGGGCGGGCGCUCAGGGAGACCCUCCCCGGGGCAUCGUGGGGGCCGUGACCAACAGCUCCGAGUUCGUGGGGUUACGGCACUGCAGUUCCCCCGCACGGGGGGACUGGCACAGGCACGUCCCGCUCCAAGCCGCGUGUGGCCUGUGGGGUUCUCCUUGUCUCCGUAAAAUGAGGUUGCGGUGUGGUGCCAGCCCUGUGGACUGGGAACGGCUGGCUUUCUCGGCCGGAUGGAUUGCUGUAGGUACAGUAGCAUGGAACAUCCUGCUGCCUGACAGAAACGAUUACAAAAAGAACUAUUGGCAUUUCAAAAUGAUCCACCUCCAGGAAUGACUCUAGAUGAAAAGAGUGUACAAAAUUCAAUUACACAGUGGAUUGUAGACAUGGAAGGUGCUCCAGGAACGCUCUAUGAAGGGGAAAAAUUUCAGCUUUUAUUUAAGUUUAGUAGUCGGUAUCCUUUUGAUUCUCCUCAGGUCAUGUUUACUGGAGACAAUAUCCCUGUUCAUCCUCAUGUUUAUAGCAAUGGUCAUAUCUGUUUAUCCAUUCUAACGGAAGACUGGUCUCCAGCCCUCUCAGUGCAAUCUGUUUGUCUUAGCAUUAUUAGCAUGCUUUCCAGCUGCAAAGAAAAGAGGCGACCUCCAGAUAACUCAUUUUAUGUAAGAACAUGUAACAAGAAUCCAAAGAAAACAAAAUGGUGGUAUCAUGCAUUUGUCAUCCUCCACCCAGAGCUGCAGUUGGCUGUAUGUGCUUGUCUUAUCCACUCCAUUGGUGAGGAAAGAGAGAAGAAGAGGGUAGAGAUGGGCCAUGCUUUGUUUCUCUCCUCUCUUACUAGCAAUGCUUUCCUUGCUUUCCCUAGGAAAAUUCUGUACAAACGGUAGUUACUGGAAGCACAAGUACUUUGGGAAGGGAUAUGUCAGAGCAGGUAAUACUCUAUGCUUGUGCAGAACAGUUGAUUCCAUCACUGCCUCUUGCUAAAGGUUCCUCCAUAAGACAUCCUUUACUUUCAUGGCCUCCCCACUCCAGGAUAUAUUCUGUCCCUGAAGUGAAAUUAGAACAAGUAUUUUGAGGCAGUGAGAGUUAUGACUGGAGAGGCAAAUUCCAAAGUCUUCACCCCUAAAAUUCUUAAGAUUCUUGGAAGCCCAUGGAUGAUCUAACAAGAAAAACUUGAUAGUUUCAUAAUACUUGCUGAGACCCAUGGGGUUUUGACAUAUGGUAAUACAACAGAAUGAAAAACUCUGUUUCUCAUAAUACAGUAAUAGUAACUCCAAAACAAGAUGGCUUCAGGUACAGUAAGAGAAGCGCUAUAUGUCAUGAGAUUAUGGUAUAUCUAACAAACUUGGGACUAUCACGUGGUUGUUUUUAAAGUUGACUCCAAGAAUAAUAAUCAUAUUGCACACAAGGAUAGAUUUUUCAUGCUCACUAUAUUAUUCAGCAGUCACUUUCUUUUCUCUCUCUGUUUUCACACUCUUGUAAUGUGUUUGGUGCUUCUCCAUUUCUGGUUUUGGUUUCUCUUAAAUGACAGUUUUGGGAGAGAUUUUGUUAACUUUCUAUUUUCACUUUCUUUUAAAGAGAAACAGGUAAAAUUCAAUUUAUUUGCUUUAUCUUGUGAUUAAAAUAUGUUCUGUCUACUGUUAAUUUGUACUAGUCUCAUUUUGAUUUAGAACAGAAGUCUAUAAAAGGAGAACAGUCUGCAGAUAUUACUUUUAUUUCUUAAUCAUGAAGUUGAAUUUGUGUUAAGCAAAACAAACUUAGUGUGAAAAGAAGUCUGAGUUACUGAUUCUGAAGGUCGCUAUAUUAUUGUGGUUCAAACCCAUGGCUUACAGUUCAUUGAAUGGGUAUUUUAGUUACUAUGAAGUAACUAGGCAGUGUUUUUUUCUGGAAGUCAGAAAACCUUACCCCUUCUCAAAUUCAGAGCAACCUAAAAACCAACCUGAGGCAAGAGAAAGAAAGUCAGUUAAUUUAAAUAACUCAUACUGUCUUGAUUAAAAAUUCUUUGGGCUCCCUACCACCAUAAAUUCUUACAUGAAGAAAUAAAAUUUUCCUGAUGUCCACUGGACAAAAAUUUCAUAAAUGUAAGAGUGUUUUCUGUUCCAGUUUUGUGCGUGUGUCAGUUGCAUCUUUUCUCAGUUAAUUUUAUUUCUCCUAUGUGGACAUAGAGCAAGUUUGCCAAGGCAUGAUCUUUUAAUUGUCUAUUUUCUAAACAGGUUUAAAGAAAUGGUAUGUUAUAGUAAAAUUGGAAGUGUUAAAAGAUGCUUCUGUUAUGUUUAUUUUCUGCUGAUGCUUCAACUAAAGUGUCCUGUAUCUAAUCUAGUGGUUGAAAUACAUUUGGUUGGAUAAGUGAGGGAAGAAAAAACAAUCCCAGGAAACUCAGGAAAGAAAACCAUCUGUCCAAGGGUAACUGCUGUGAGAAAUUAAAUGGCAGUGCUAAUACAACAACCUGUGGAGAGAGAAGCAGAGUGGUUCUGCCACUUCUGCUGUCAGCUGCCCAUUGGACUGGUUUAGCUUUAAUGUGACAUUUUAGCUCUAUGUUUUGAAGAGAUACGAAGAAGUCUGUCACAUGUAUUAAUACAUGCAUUUGAAGGAAAAUAGGUUUUUUUCAGUAUGUCUGGAGUUCAUUUACCUGAGAGUAAAAUAGGCCAUUGUUAGGAGCUGAUGUAAAGCAAACCCAGAUGAGCACAAAGUGAUGAAGUGGCACUGUGAGAUGUAUUCUGACAUGUAAAUAUGUGUCUACAUUCAACUUAAUACAGAGCUUUUAAUCUGUUGUAUCAUCACUGCCCCAACGCAGCAGCUUAUUCCACGAGCAUAGCAUGGAGCUUUGUUUGCUACAUAAUGAUGUCCUCACAAGCCCUGUUUUAAAGUUCCUGAUCAUUGAAAAUAUUUCUAGAUUGUCUGCCCUACCCAAUGUCUGUUUCAACUGUACAUUGAGUUUCCUGCUGAAUUUCAAUCUGGGAGUUGCUCAUGUUGUGUUAAAGGCAGAGGAGGAUCCUCCAGAUAAGGUUUACCUGGGUAUCCAGACUGAAAUUGGUUUCAUAAAGCUGUUGAAUUCCUUUGUUGUUCUCAGGAGGGAGAUUUUUUUUGGGUGGAGGGGGAGGGGGGCAGGCAGCGAGGAGGGGACAGGGAGGAAGGGAAAGGCAAUGAUGUUUGUUUUCAACCAGCACUUCCUUGCUGCUUUUGGGUUUGGAGGUUGGUUUGGUUUUGUUUUUUUCUUAAGUGGAAAGUGUUUUCUCUGAUAUUUAGUGUAAAAUUUUAGUAUGCCAUUUAAAUAUCCCUUCUCUCUCUCUUUUGCAUACUUGUCUGUUUUUUUACAUGUACAGUAGCCUACUAAAAAAUUUAAAAAAAAAUUACAAGUAAUAGCUUUGAUAUAAUAUUUUCCCGUGAGAAUGUAGAAUGUUUAUGAGGCUACAUUUUUUAGGUGUGGGAGGUUAACAAGUAAGUCCUUUAAAAAUAAGUAGGCAGACAGUAAGCUUGCUUUCUGUUAACAACUCAAUGUUUAUUGUUAGCAGAUGCAGAUAUAUACUGCAGGUUGAUGUGUGAAGGAGAAUGUUUAAAAGGGAGAGUAUUAAUAUGGAGCAUAAUGCAGAAAAGAUAGGCAUAGAGCAUGCAUUUUUAUAGUAUGUUUUGUCUAAUCAAAGUAUCUAAAUUUUAGUAUAUGUAUUUUACUUUCAGGUUUAAGAUUUUAGGAUUGUAGUAGUAACCUAUUCUUUUUGCAUAAAUCAGCUAUUGUUUUGUGUUGAGUCUUGAUAAAUAAUAUUAAUAUAUGUAUAUAUAUAUGUGUAUAUAUAUUUAUACAUAUAAAUGUAUAAGGGGUUGAGAAUGCAUCAGAAGCAGCUCACUCUGCCAGGUCUUAUCUUUAUAUAUUCCUUAUAAAAGGAUGUCUUAAUUCGAUAACUGUUGUGGAUCUGCUGUACUUCAAGGGUGCAAAAUGUUAAGUAUGUUUGAUUUUUCAUUUUCC